ACCGCCAACGACGUCAGGAGCGCUACGGCGUCGUACGCGUUCGAUAGCCUACUACCAGAUGGAAGGGAGGACGGCGGGUUCGUGCUACUUUCAGGGCGCGGCGAUGGUCACCACCACCGAUCCGAGUCAUGGGGGCUGUGUCUUUCCUGGGAGCAAAGAGACGAGCAAUGCCACCCGGGGAGGCGGAACCAAUGCAAGCGAGAUAAGCAAAGCCGAUGGAGCUCGUGUGUGGCGGAGACCGAGAGCAAGAAUUCAGCAACGCUCCCUCUGCGUUCUUCAUGUACUUCUGAGCGUGAUGACCGCAGUUGCUGUCUCCAUUUGCUCCCCUUGGGCUUGAUGGCAUAUCACAGCAAAGAACUCUUUCUUGUAAGAAUAUUGCGGGGGUUAAAAAAAAAAUUCUUCCCCCGAUUGAAUUAUUUUUUUCUCAUCAAUUUUGUAGCGUUGUAGGAUGGCACAUAAGUGUAUGUAACCGUGUUGUAUCCUCAUUCCUUAUUCAAUAAAAUUUCUGUUAUGUCCUUGCAAGUAA
Asparagus officinalis (garden asparagus) is the source of this 526-nucleotide messenger RNA. Its product is annotated as glucan endo-1,3-beta-glucosidase 1-like. The record is from RefSeq and is a predicted model, not a curated record. Lineage: Eukaryota; Viridiplantae; Streptophyta; Magnoliopsida; Asparagales; Asparagaceae. The transcript is spliced from 3 exons. The coding region runs from base 59 to 337 and encodes 92 amino acids.